AAAAUACUCCAAUUUUUUUUCCUUUUGGCACGAAACACACUUUUGAAGUAGCUCGGAAAACGUGCAAACAAUGAUCUAGAAUCCUAAAUCACAUAAGAACAUAUUUUGUAUUUUAAAAUACAACAUAUGUCGUUCAAAAUAUAUGACGCUGUCGAUUUUUGCACUCCUUUGGAUCAUUCAUCUUAUAGCAAAAUCGUAUACCAUCUACGUGCGUUGGAGGAUUUCGACUUACGUGCGGCCGAAACGGGAUUACAACUUGUAUGCGGCCCAUAUUUUUUGUGCCGUUAUGGGCUUUCUCUUUCCUGCGGUCCAAGAACGGGGCGCAGGGGAUCUCAGCUUACAUGAGGCCCACUAUUGUUGGGCCGGAAGGGAAGUGGACUCGCGUGCGGCUCAUGUUGGUUAGGCUCAUGGGCUCUCCGGUCAUCCAGCCGCCGACGCCGACGCCGACGCCGAAGCCGACGGGCGCCUCGGCGACGUUGAAGACAAGCCUCGCCAUGGCCCUCCUCCCCGCGGAGCCGCCGCCGCCGCCAUCGACGCAUGAGUGGCCGUACGUGGUCGUCCCAAAUCGUCGCCGGCGGCCGAAGCGUGAAGGGCUGCGCCCGCAGCGAUGUUCCCCAGGAGCAGCGAAAGCCACGGGGUUUGCCUGGGAUGUUCAUCCAGCCGGGGGAUAGAACCACUGAGUCGGCUUUGCUGAAUUGAGUACCAUUCACUCACUCAGUUGGAGAAGGUCAUAUGGUAAUUACAAAGUUGCAGCUGUUGCUUCCAGUUCUA
This is a messenger RNA of Oryza sativa Japonica Group (Japanese rice), 771 nucleotides long. The record is from RefSeq and is a predicted model, not a curated record. Lineage: Eukaryota; Viridiplantae; Streptophyta; Magnoliopsida; Poales; Poaceae.